CUUCACAGCCGCAUCCCUCUUCGCUAUUCUCAGUUUCUCUUUUUUUUUUUUUUCCAAAACAGCCUCAAUCAAUCUCUCAAGAACUUAUCAAAAACGAAAAGAUGCAAGUGGUUUAUAUGGAAAAUCAUUCCCUUACUACCACAAGCUAGCAGAAAUAUAUGGACGAGAUCGUGCUACUAGGGCAAAAUGCUGGUAAUGCAGAUGACGAUGAAGAAGAAAUAUGCCAUGAUGAUGCAACUAGUGUGGAAUUUGGAGUUGAUGAUAACAUAAAUGAUGGUGGAGAUGAUGAAGAAAUAGAUGAGUUUGAUGGUAUCUCAAAUACUCAACAACCAACUAAUAUGGGUCGACGUAGAUCUACUGAGAGUACUAUCAAUAAUCAAAAGUCUGGUAAGGAUAAAAAAUCUAAGGUUAUCGAUAGUAUUUCCACAAAUAAUGGUGCAUUGGCAGAAUCUGUAUCUGAAAUUGUCCCGAAGCUUCAAGGAUUGACAGAUGCAUUAUCAAAUAAGAAUGUAACUGAGAUGCAAGACAAUUUAUACACAGAAAUAAGCAAGAUCGAAGGUCUUACUAUAAUGCAGUGUAUUUGAGCAACCAACAUAUUGGUUAAAGAACCUGUAUUGAUGCGAGUAUUUUAUGCAAUAUCAUAUGAGAUAAAAAUGCAAUAUACUAUGAAUUUGUUGCAAAACGAUGCAUAAUCAUAUACUCCUUAGAUAUUUGUAUUUUGGUUGAACAUAUUAGAACAUCAUUAUUUAUUUUUUUUUUUUUUUGUAAGGAGCUUGUUUUAAUAUUUAGUUAUAUUUUUUAUUCCAAUAAAAUGUUUAUAGUUUUUCUUUUUUGAGUAAUAUUAUGUUUGUUUAUGAAAUUUAUUAAAUCUUUAAUAAAUAUUUUUUAGUUAUAUUUAACGUUCGCAAUUGUAUUAUUAAUUAAAAAAUAAAUAUUAAUUAUAGUAUAUAUUUAUUUAUGAAUUUAUUUAGUUAAUUUUAUAAUAAAUAAAUUAAAAAUAAAUAUUUACUAUGAAGGGUAAUUUAGUCAAUUUAAAGUAUUCUGAUUACCUUUUCUAGUUAUGUAAAUAAAAUUAAAUGAUUCUGAUUCCCUUUCUAGUCAAUUUUAUAAACAACAUAAUAAAAUAAUGAUUCGAAUUGUUAAAUUUUUAUUCCUUUUUAUUUCUCUCAUUCAUUUAUUCUGAUUCCAAUUAUAAUUUAGUAAAAGUACCAUAAAUACUUUAGAGUGAUUAUGUACUGAUGUACCCUUGAUUUGUUUCGGCAUCUAGAAGAAUUUUUUAGUUUAAGUUUUUUUUUU
Molecule: messenger RNA, 1296 nt
Organism: Cannabis sativa
Lineage: Eukaryota; Viridiplantae; Streptophyta; Magnoliopsida; Rosales; Cannabaceae
Exons: 2
Coding region: 159-584 (141 amino acids)
Source: RefSeq, a predicted model, not a curated record